AUUUCUCUGUCGAAAGUCAUGGCGGGUUCCUCCCCGAAUGGCGAUGCUGGAUCUGCAGCGUUGAAGUCCAAUGGAGAUGCAGCACCGCAGAAAGCCUCGGCGCUGCGUGGCAAGAAGAGGCCGUUGGACGGGAGCCACGCCUCAGAAACUGCCCAUGGUGUCAGCUGGGACGAGGCCAAUCUCGCGGAACACGACAAGGAGAGGGGCACCAGGCGCAAGAUUGACGAGCCCAAGACGCCUUGGGCGCAGAGUCCUGUGUCCUCGGAGGAUGAGGGUGCCAAGAGCCCCGACGGUCCCAAGGCGGAGCCGCACAAUGGGCAUAGCCGAAACUGCCAUAGGGGUUGUUCUCGAAAUUAG
This is a messenger RNA of Cladocopium goreaui, 357 nucleotides long. The record is from the annotation of a GenBank genome assembly. Lineage: Eukaryota; Dinophyceae; Suessiales; Symbiodiniaceae.